AACAAAAAAUAUUGACUAGAAUAACUAUCCAGUAAGUGAAAUAAUUUGACAAUGGCUUCAUGCCAUUCGUAAUAAUUUAAAUAUUUGGUGUCAUAAACAUAAUAAACAGUCUAGUUGCUCUAGGUAAAACACCCAACAGCUGUUCGGGUUUGACGGGCACUGAAUGCACGCCGGACAGGUGGAUCACUGUUUACAAACAAGUGCAUGGCUGUCUCUUCUGAAGUUUGGAUAUCCCCAAGUGACGUGUUCUACGGCGAAUAUGAACUGAACUGUUGUUUAUCCGCUUUCGUUCUUUGUUUGUGAAUAAAGUUGUUGCUUCGUAGUAAGCAGUCAUUCGAGUUUGAAGCCAAAACAUAACGGAAUAGGGAUACAAUAUUGGGACAGCUAUCGAUUUUCUUUAUCCGUGAAUGUGGGUGGGGGUUGUUCUAACCUACCGUAAGCUAUGUGGAAUUUAAAAAUUUAAAGAGCAAGUGAUACCGUCUGAUUUAAGUGUUUUUCAACUUGAGAACAAUGGUGUUUAUCGGCUGAAUUUGGUCAAUAGAAGACCUCAAAGAUGGCUUUGCCAUGUCCAGCGGAGUUGCAGGUACUGCAUGCAGACCUGCCCACUAUGUUGUCCAAAACAUUUGGAUGUGGUAACUGUACAGUCAUGACUGAUGUUACAGCGCCGCCACCCGGACCCGCAGGGGCUCCGCCAGGCCCCGUAGCCCCACCUGGUACUGUGGCUGUGCCCCCCGGACCCAUGGGGCUACUGCCCCCGUCACAGCCACAUCAGCCACCUCAGCCUCCCGAUCUUCCCAUGUUCAAUUGCCCAAGACGACCAAAUUUGGGCCGGGAAGGGAGACCCAUCGUUCUUAGAGCCAAUCACUUCCAAAUCUCGAUGCCUCGAGGGUUUGUACACCACUACGACAUCAACAUUCAGCCGGAUAAAUGUCCGAGAAAAGUUAACCGCGAAAUUAUAGAGACCAUGGUCCACGCUUACAGCAAAAUUUUUGGAAACUUGAAGCCAGUGUUCGAUGGGCGCAAUAAUCUCUACACGAGGGAUCCAUUGCCCAUUGGUAAUGAUAGGAUGGAGCUUGAGGUGACACUGCCAGGAGAGGGAAAGGACAGAGUGUUCCGUGUAGCUAUCAAGUGGGUAGCGCAGGUAUCAUUGUUUGCUCUGGAGGAGGCCCUCGAGGGGCGUACCAGGCAGAUACCUUUUGAUGCUAUUUUGGCUUUAGAUGUGGUAAUGCGUCACUUACCUUCGAUGACCUACACACCUGUUGGACGCUCGUUCUUUUCCUCCCCCGACGGCUACUAUCACCCCCUGGGUGGCGGCCGUGAAGUCUGGUUUGGCUUCCAUCAGUCAGUGCGACCCUCACAAUGGAAAAUGAUGCUCAACAUUGAUGUGUCUGCAACAGCGUUCUACAAGGCGCAACCUGUAAUAGAGUUUAUGUGCGAGGUGCUGGACAUACGGGAUAUCAAUGAGCAGCGUAAGCCACUGACAGACUCACAGAGAGUCAAGUUCACCAAGGAGAUUAAGGGGCUCAAAAUCGAGAUCACCCACUGUGGUCAAAUGAGGCGCAAGUAUCGGGUGUGCAACGUCACCCGCCGACCUGCUCAGAUGCAAUCGUUCCCUCUGCAGCUGGAGAAUGGUCAGACAGUGGAGUGUACGGUGGCCAAGUAUUUCCUGGACAAGUACAAGAUGAAACUGCGCUACCCACACUUGCCGUGUCUUCAAGUCGGGCAGGAGCACAAGCACACGUAUCUGCCACUCGAGGUGUGCAACAUAGUGGCUGGACAGCGGUGUAUCAAGAAGCUGACCGAUAUGCAGACUUCUACAAUGAUCAAGGCAACUGCACGGUCGGCUCCUGACCGGGAACGGGAGAUAAACAACUUGGUGCGUCGGGCCGACUUCAACAACGAUGCGUACGUGCAAGAGUUUGGACUUACAAUCAGCAACAACAUGAUGGAGGUACGCGGACGCGUGCUGCCUCCUCCCAAGCUACAGUACGGCGGCCGUGUCAGCACACUUGGUGGACAGGACUUUCAGGGGUGCAAUGUGCUCCAAACGAAGCAACAGGCGAUGCCCAACCAGGGCGUGUGGGAUAUGCGCGGGAAGCAGUUCUUCACAGGGGUGGAGAUCCGUGUCUGGGCUAUCGCAUGCUUUGCGCCACAACGAACAGUCAGAGAGGAUUCUCUCAGGAACUUUACACAACAGCUGCAGAAGAUUAGCAAUGAUGCCGGCAUGCCCAUCAUCGGCCAACCUUGCUUUUGCAAGUACGCGACAGGGCCAGAUCAAGUAGAGCCUAUGUUUCGAUAUCUCAAGUCAUCUUUCCAAUCCCUUCAGCUUGUGGUUGUUGUACUACCGGGGAAGACCCCAGUAUAUGCCGAAGUAAAGCGAGUCGGCGACACAGUACUGGGCAUGGCCACUCAGUGUGUACAAGCCAAGAACGUCAACAAGACAUCGCCACAGACACUCUCAAACUUGUGUCUGAAGAUCAACGUCAAGCUGGGUGGCAUCAACAGCAUUCUUGUGCCCAGUAUCAGGCCGAAGGUGUUCAAUGAACCAGUAAUAUUCCUCGGAGCAGACGUCACUCAUCCUCCUGCUGGAGACAACAAGAAGCCUAGCAUCGCUGCUGUCGUGGGUUCCAUGGAUGCUCAUCCUAGCAGAUAUGCUGCUACCGUGAGGGUACAGCAACAUCGCCAGGAGAUCAUUCAGGAAUUAAGUUCCAUGGUCAGAGAGUUGCUAAUCAUGUUCUACAAGAGUACAGGAGGAUAUAAGCCACACCGCAUCAUCCUGUACCGUGACGGUGUCUCCGAGGGGCAAUUCCUGCAUGUGCUGCAGCACGAGCUGACGGCGAUACGAGAGGCUUGUAUCAAAAUAGAGGGUGACUACCGACCUGGCAUCACCUUCAUUGUCGUCCAGAAGAGACAUCACACCAGGUUGUUCUGUGCCGACAAGAAGGAGCAGUCGGGCAAGUCAGGUAACAUUCCAGCUGGCACAACUGUCGACGUCGGCAUCACUCACCCGACCGAGUUUGAUUUUUACCUCUGCAGUCAUCAAGGCAUUCAGGGAACGAGUCGGCCCAGCCACUACCACGUGCUGUGGGAUGACAAUCACUUCGACUCGGAUGAGUUGCAGUGCCUCACGUAUCAGCUAUGUCAUACGUACGUCCGCUGCACCCGCUCAGUGUCCAUCCCUGCCCCCGCCUACUAUGCCCACCUUGUCGCCUUCCGUGCCCGCUACCACCUCGUCGAGAAGGAACAUGAUAGUGGGGAAGGAUCCCAUCAGUCAGGCUGCUCUGAAGACCGCACGCCGGGGGCGAUGGCCCGUGCCAUUACUGUCCAUGCUGACACCAAGAAAGUCAUGUACUUCGCGUAAAGUCUUUCACCAAACUACCUAGUAUUAAGUGAGCGAGGUGACCAACCAUCAUAUUGUUAGUAAGAUCAAUAAUGUAAUUAAUCACACCAAAUUACCUUAAUAUUACCGAAAGCUAUGUAUAUUUUUCAAGAUUUUUUAUUAUUUGUCAGACACACUGACAAUGUUCUAGACAGAUAUUUUUAAUUUUAUCAUUUUUGAUUCUGUUUGUUACUUAUUUUGUGCUGAACCGUUACUAUAAGUAUUUAUUGUAUGUGCUACUCUAAUUUUGUUUGGUUGUUAAACAUUUUAUAUUUUAAAAUAAUAUAUGAUGAGAAGAUGGAUUUGUUAGCUUUAAGUGUUUGAUAGUCAGUUUUAAGUGAUAACUCCACCUUUGUCACCGAUCGCACAAUAUCUGAAUGUCAUUAUUUGUGUUCGAAUGACUUAUAUGUUUGAGAAAAAUCAUCAAUGACAUUUAUAAAAUGUAUAUUGGACCGAAAAGUGAUCAUAAUGUUUUAUAGAAUUUUAUCGAAAGUAUAUUUUAAACUGAUGACAUGCUGUGAAUUUUUAUCUUUUUUUGAUUUGCGUACUUAGUGUUCUAAGUAGAAAGGAGUGGUGGACAGUUGGCAGAAUGCUCAUCACGUUCGUUAUGAUGUUGAAACGCUUAUGGUCUUAUGCUAGUUUACACUUAGUCCAUUAUUUAAUUAGCAUUCUACAUUAUUAUAAGUUUAUUUUGAAAUGUAAAUUUUUUGUGCCUUAUUUCACAAGUUUUCUUAAGUAAUCAAUGCACAUUUGUUUUAUUAUUGUACACAUUGUAUUUAGUAUCUUUUCAUUUAUUUUUGAUCAUAGUUUAUUAACUCUGCACGCUUGAACGAUAUGUUUUUUUUAUAACUUUUGCAAAAUCUCAACUUCUAUCACUAAGCAGUUUUUGUAUUUUUUUAAUGUAUUUAUAAGUUUGAUUAAUCUUCAGACAAUUUUUGUAUGAUGCAUUUGAACAUGCAUAAAUAACUAUACCAUUCUAUUUAUUUAUUUUUCUGAUAUGCUUGUAAUAAAUUAUUCUCCUUAGUUCUUAUGUUUGAAAUUGAUAGUAAAAUAGCUUAAGAACUGUACCUGCAACAGAACUGGUCUCAAAAAGCCAAUAACAUUAGGAAUACAUAUUGUAUCGUCUUUGGCUGUUCGCCAUUUUAGAUAAUUUAGUGUAAAGGCCAGUCUUGUGUUCGAUAGUUUUACAAUGUAGGAUGAGGCAGAAAUACUAAGUCAAUCAAACGUUGUUGGGAUCACUUUUAUUUUUCUGUAGAUUUAAAUGUGAAUGGUUGUUGUGUGAAGAUCGUUAUUCCAAUCAGUUAUGAGUAUUUUUGUGUUUUAAAUCGGUCACCAAUAAUUUCAAAUCUGUGAUAAAUGGUUUUGCUUUGUAAUAAAAUACAAUUUAAACAUACACUGUUUAUACUUUGGAAUCAUUUAGAAUUUGUGAUAACUUACAGUAAAUAACUAGUUAUGUUUGGCUAAAAUCAGAUUAGAUAAUAAAAACUAUAUAUUUUACUCA
Messenger RNA from Homalodisca vitripennis (glassy-winged sharpshooter), 4880 nucleotides. It is a transcript of the gene AGO1, whose product is annotated as protein argonaute-2. Gene Ontology annotation, molecular function: RNA binding; protein binding. The coding region runs from base 554 to 3361 and encodes 935 amino acids. The record is from RefSeq and is a predicted model, not a curated record. The transcript has 18 exons. Lineage: Eukaryota; Metazoa; Arthropoda; Insecta; Hemiptera; Cicadellidae.